This is a messenger RNA of Xenopus tropicalis (tropical clawed frog), 2558 nucleotides long. It is a transcript of the gene aktip, whose product is annotated as AKT interacting protein. The transcript has 11 exons. Bases 240 to 1127 code for a protein of 295 amino acids. Gene Ontology annotation, cellular component: plasma membrane; cytoplasm. Lineage: Eukaryota; Metazoa; Chordata; Amphibia; Anura; Pipidae. The record is from RefSeq and is a predicted model, not a curated record.
GGCUGUGUACGGAAAUCGGGACUGUUGGGCUGUGUUAGGAAAAACGGGAGUGUUAGGCAGGAUAAAGGCUGUCUUGGGGGAACGAAUGUGCCGGCACUCUAGCAAACGCUCUCCUUCCCGAAGUCUGUAGCCCAAUGACAGCAGGGGGCCCGGUAAUACAAGGAAAAAGACACCUCUCAAAAUCUCAAAUGCACAUUUUAUGAUUGUUAAAGCAUGUGGAUGUAAAAGCAAGAUCUCAAAUGAUGAUGAACCCUUUCUGGAACAUGUCGUCAGCUGCUGUUCGCAAGAGAUCUGAUAAUGAUGAGAAGAUUGCGACAGGAGACCAAAAGAUAAGCCCGCCUCGUUCUUCUUCUGCCAAGAAACAACUACCUUCUAUACCCAAGAAUGCAGUUCCUAUCACAAAGCCCAUAUCCCCAUCCCCAUCUGUACAGCCCACUAAUGGGACCCACGCAUCUUAUGGUCCUUUUUAUCUGGAGUACUCCCUUCUAGCAGAGUUCACAUUGGUGGUAAAGCAGAAGUUGCCUGGUGUUUAUGUGCAGCCUUCAUACCGCUCAGCAUUAAUGUGGUUUGGUGUCAUAUUUAUAAGACACGGACUUUACCAGGAUGGCGUAUUUAAAUUCACGGUUUAUAUUCCUGAUAACUACCCUGAUGGUGAAUGUCCGCGGCUUGUGUUUGACGUCCCAGUCUUUCACCCAUUAGUUGACCCAGUUUCUGGGGAGCUGGAUGUUAAACGCGCAUUUACAAAAUGGAGGAGAAACCAUAAUCACAUAUGGCAAGUGCUGAUGUAUGCACGCAGAAUAUUCUACAAAAUAGACACUACCAGUCCGCUAAAUCCAGAAGCUGCUGUACUAUAUGAGAAGGAUGUUCAGCUAUUCAAGAGCAAGGUGGUAGACAGUGUUAAACUAUGCAACAGCCACUUGUUUGACCAGCCUAAAAUUGAGGAUCCCUAUGCAAUUAUUUUCUCUCCCUGGAACCCAGUACUGCACGAUGAUGCCAGAGAAAGAAUGUUAGCACAAAAAAAGAAGUCAGAAGAGCAAAGCAAAGGUCUCCAUGUGUCUGGCCUGUCUUGGGUGAAGCCUGGCUCUGUUUUACCCUUCAGCAAAGAGGAGAAUUCAUUGCAGACCUAGUGAUCUUGGGAAUAGUAGCCCAGCAGAUAUGGGCUAAUGGCUAGUACUGGCACUGACUUUAUGGAAGAGCAAGUACCUCAAUGACUCUCAAGAGAUUUGGCUUUUUUCCCACUUGGAUUUUUACCAUGAAUUUGCAUUUUAACUCCUGGAAAUGUAGGAUUUUUUUGUUUUGAUUUUUAAAUUCCUUUACUGAUGAUGCAACGCUUCCAUACAUCAGCCAUGUUGAAAAGCGAGUUAUUUUAUUAGCGGAGCUUGCCUGCUCUCCUUCCCUCAUACUACUAUUGCAGUGGCGUGUGUGGCUUAGCUUGUGGCUUCUGAGCGGGGAAGCCCUUGUGACUGACGCAAUCAAAAGACUUGUCACUAAAUCAGAGGAGGGCCGGGUGGACAAAGAAAAGUCUGGGUAUAACUUUUCCUGGAGAAGCUAUGCUCAUUAUACACUAAAUAAGAUCUGUAGUAUUUAACUGUUUUAAUUUUUUUUUUUUUUUGUAAAUAUUGUUAGUAUAAAUAAUUUGUAUAUAUCUUGUUUGAUAAUUCCACAUCUAGCACUUUGCGGGGAAUGCGGGAAGUUAUGGUUUUGAAACUGUGGUCUUAAGAUACUUGGGCACUUUUACCCCCUGUAGGGCACCACUGCUAACUCUACAGUUGGUAAGUGUUAAAGGAGCAGACACCUUUUUUUUGUCACUGGAGCACACAUCAGUCUUAAUAGGGAAACCAACAUUGAUAAACUGCAUUUUUUUUAAUGGUCACGUCCUCCAAACUGUGUUUUAUUUGGUUACCACUAAUAAAAUGACUCAAUUUGGGCAUAUUGUUGGAUUCCCUUACUGUUUUAUUCACACAGAUCCUUCUGCAGUGACUAAUGUGUGUUUUUCAAGUGACCAAAGUGAAGAUGUUAUUGUGCUAACAUGGAAACAUUUAUUGAUGUCUGUUUGCAUUCUCACACACAAACCUAAUGUAGCAUUGCAUUGGAAACAUCCAUUACGCAAAUAUAAGCUUUAAGUUGCUGUCUCCAUAGGGCUCUAUAGCAGCCCGAAUAAACACAAUAGCCUUAUAAUGGUGUUGCACCCUUUACUAAUGUUGCCGACAGAGCAAUAUAUUCAGCAGAAAGGGUGGCGUUAUACAUGCAUGCUAUGUUCCUUUCUAUACACUAAAGUUUUGCAGUUUCAUUGAGGUUUCUUAAUAGCCUGCUGUUUGAAUGGUGAUUCAAAAUCCCAAAUUUGGAAUAAAGGAUUCUAAAGCCCAGCAACUACAGACUAAUGCAAUGUUCUUUUUAUAAGGGUAAUAGUUUUUUUUUUCCAUUUGUUAAGUACAAGCACCAGGUUCUUGCUUGAAUCAUGCUCCCAGAAUAAACUCCUGUUUACAAUGAAUGUACUUCAGAAUAUUUUCAGUGCAUACAGAACCAUGGCAUACAAUAAAUGUAAAGUCUUUUCACCA